AUGAGGGAAAAUGGAUGGGAAUCUUUGUUGGAUGAUGUUUCCUCAUUUUGUGAUGUGCAUGAUAUCUUGAUUCCCAAGUUGGAUGAGUCUUAUUUUCCCGGAAAGUCAAAACGUAAGUCUUCGGGUGUUAGUUAUGCGCACCACUUGCGUGUUGAAGUCUUUUUUGCUGUCAUUGAUGUGCAACUUCAAGAACUUAAUGACCGUUUUGAUGUAGUGAGUGGUGAUUUGCUUCUUGGGAUGGGUAGCUUGAAUCCGGUCAAUUCUUUCUCUAAUUUUGACAAAGGUAAAAUCAUGACUUUAGCAAAGUGUUAUCCAAGUGAGUUUGAUGAUGGAAAAAUUAGAGAUUUGAGCUAUCAACUCGAUACUUUCAUUAUUCAUAUGCGAAGUGGUAAUCCCAAGUUCUCCAACUUGCAAGGAAUUCAUGAUUUGGCGAAGGCAUUGGUUGAAGCAAAUCUCGCGGAGACUUAUUCACUUGUUUAUUUACUUGUAAAGUUGACUUUGAUUUUACCUGUUGCUACGGCAACUGUGGAGAGAGCAUUUUCGUCAAUUAAGCACAUAAAAAUGAAGUGCGGAAUAGUAUUGGUAAUCAAUAUUUAA
Molecule: messenger RNA, 597 nt
Organism: Solanum tuberosum (potato)
Lineage: Eukaryota; Viridiplantae; Streptophyta; Magnoliopsida; Solanales; Solanaceae
Exons: 1
Coding region: 1-597 (198 amino acids)
Source: RefSeq, a predicted model, not a curated record